UGACGCUUCGAAGUCGGGCGUAUAUCAUUACGGGGAUUGACAUAUAAUUAUAAAACGUUCGAGAAAUAACUGAAUAUUACCAAGUGUUUGUGAUUGGUGUAUCACGUGACUUUCUUACUACAGCGACAGACAAGUGAGAAAGAAAAAAACCGGAUUAAUCCGGACUUCACCGGUCCGAACCAGUUGUUAUCGAGUGUGAGUGCGCCAGCUCGAGUAUGGGCGGAUAUGGCAUGGCGUAGUGUUACGAUGGCCGCGCCGCUCGCCGCGCUGUACGCCGCGCUGCUGGCGUCGGUAGCUUGCCGCGUACCGACGCUCGAGCCGGUGCGUUUCGAGGCAGCUUUCCAAGGGCGGUGUGGCGAGGGCAGCCCGUGCGAGCAGCUGUGCCGGGAGCUCCACGACGGCACAUACGAGUGUGGCUGCGGGCCUGGUUACGUUCUACACGUUGACGGAUACGGGUGUCUUGAAUUAAACGCAACAAAAUCAACCGAAUCUUCGGGUACAAAAGAGGAUGUCCUAUAUCAGAAAGACGUAUCUUUUUCAGCUGAACUAGAAAUAGCCCCGUCCAAUAGAAUUAGUAAAACUAUUGUAAGCGAAAAACAUUUCGAUGAAAAAAGAAUAACAACAUUACCAACAAUACAAAAUGAUACUAAAGAAACAAAUUAUACUUAUACUGGACAAAGAUCUAAACAAAUUGAUGGACUGAAGAGUUUGAUGGAAGAUGGAGUUAGCAAAACUGAUAUUGAUAUUAUUUCUGAGGACAAAUUAAAAGAAGCCAAUCUUGAUGUUAGCGUAAAAGUUACAACACUCGGUCCAAGUUUGGAACAGAAGGUACCAGAUGCGACAGUGGCGCCGCCGUGGACCGCUGCGGUUGAAAGCUGCGACUGCGACUCCUGUAAUAGCGCACGAUGCUCCUGCCCACUCAGUAACAAAUGUAAAUCAGAUAUAAAGAUCUCAACGCCACGUUUCUCCGGCACGUCGUGGGUGGCGCUGCACGCAUUGCGAGGCGCGUACAAGCGCGUGCGAUUACGACUGCGCGUGCGGCCGGAACGCGCGCGCGGUGUACUUCUCCUCACCGGCGAACACGACGACCUUUCAGGAGACUAUCUGGCACUACUGCUGAGGAAUGGACAUCUGGAACUGAGAUUUGACUGCGGCAGCGGCGCUGGCAUCCUCCGCUCACCGGAGCCGGUACGUCUGGGAAGAUGGAACACGGUCUCCGUGUACCGACAUCGCUGGGACGCCUGGCUUAGACUUAACAACGGCAAACGAGUCCGUGGACGAUCUAAGGGUCUAUUCUCCCGGAUGACGUUCCGUGAACCUGUAUGGGUUGGCGGUGCAGGCAACACAACUGGGCUGCAGAACAAGCUGAGUCUCUCGGAAGGUCUACUCGGUUGCGUAGACUUUCUGAGGAUAAACGGUGACACAUACAGAUUGAUGAAAGACGCGAUCUCUACACAAGAUAUUGGGGAAUGCGCACCUACUUUAGCACCUUGGAAACCCUACAGAGAACCGACUACCAGUGAAACUAUACACCAUAAGCACUCAGAAAGCCACGGAAUAUACGAUAUAAAUGACAUUGUACAUUUCGAAGACAACGAUAUUGUUAUGAGAGAUGCAAAGAUAUCAGAUGAGCAAAACAAAAUGGACAAUUCACUCGAUGUAUUCAAACAUUACGAUUAUAAAAAAGCGAACAAUAUACUUGAUGUUGAUAAUAAUUUGAAAGAUGUUAAAAGUGAUGAAGUUAAAGGUGAUCAAGUUAAAAGUGAUGAAGUAAAAGAUGAAGGGAAAUGCGAAUGUGAACAUGGAGGGGGCUGCGUCGGUGGUGUCUGUUUAUGCCCGUUAGGUUAUGCCGGUGUUAAAUGCGAGAUAACAUUAGAUCUAAAGGUUCCCCGCUUCAAUGGCUCGUCCUAUCUUCGUCUGCCGAGUCUUGGUAACUCCGCACAGUCGUGGCUUGAUAUACAGAUAACACUAAAGCCGACAAGUGGAGAUGGUCUGGUGCUAUACGACUCUCAGCGGCCGAGCGGCGACGGAGAUUUCUUCUCGCUGCAUCUCAGAGAUUAUUUCGUUGAGUUCGCAUUCGAUCUGGGAUCGGGGAUAGCACUUGUCAGAUCGGCGUAUCCAUUAGAAGCCAACGCAUGGCACAAGAUAUCAGUCAGUAGGUCGGGUCGUCGCGCGUCAUUGCGAGUACGAGCCACCGACUUGAGGCCGACACGAGUGAUGUCGGGGCCGACUGCGCGACAAGUGACGGACACGACGCGCUCGGUGACGUCACACGGUGCGGCGCGGCGACUGACACUGACGCAGCCAAUGUUGUUGGGGGGAGCGCCGCAUCCUUUGCCGCCGAGGUUGGCCUUGAAGUCGUCCUUCAGUGGAUGUGUUGCACAGCUGGUAAUCAACGACGAAGAGUUAUCUGUGGUAUCAUCAGCUCUCGGAGGAGUCAACGUCGACAACUGCGAGGACCCGAAGAAUAAUUCUUGCUUAGACAAGAAUUUAUGUAAAGAAUCAAUACAACCAUUCCAAUAUUUGAAUAUAUCUGAAAACGAAAUCCGUCACUCCAUAGUCGCGAAGAAAGGAUUUAAAUUGAAAUAUCACAAAGUAAAAUCGAAGAAACAUCAUUAUACUGAAAAAUACAAGAAAUAUUUAGCUAAAAAUCAAUAUAUUCAGAACGAUGAGGCGAUAGACAAUGUACCAACAGACAGGCCUUACGAUGGUCAGACGUACAUGCAAGUUAAAUAUUUAAAUGGUAACGAAAUAAAUUGGGGAGAUACAAAUUCUUAUCCAAGUUUCACCGGCAAAGAUAGUUUCAUACAUAUCGAUGAUGAAGAAACUAUGAAAAGACUGGUAAGCUACAGUCUGGAUAUCAACGUGAGGUUCCGCGCGCAGGCGCCGCACGGUCUGCUCGUGUGGACUGGCCGCGCCCGCACGCGUGACCCCAGUGACCCCAGUGACCCCAGUGACCCCAGUGACCCACGUGACCCCAGUGACUCGCACCACAACGGAGACUUCCUCUCCCUAGCUAUAGAGAACUCCGUGCUAGUGUUCAGAUACGAUUUGGGUAGCGGAGAAGUUGUGAUAAUAGCAAAUCAUACAAAAGUGGACGACGGUCUGUGGCACCGCGCGCGCGCUACAAGAAAUCGUCAAGCGGGAGUACUAGAAGUGGACGGACUGGGCUCCGUUGGCAAAAUAUCGCCCGGGAAACUCAAACAACUUAACACUGAAAAUGGACUCUAUAUAGGAGGAUUGCCAUCAAUAGAAUUGAACACGAUGGGAAAAUACAAAAGUGGUUUAAUAGGAUGCGUAUCUCAAAUAUCAUUGAGUGGAGAUUUUGAUAUACCACUAUCAUUGUCAAAACUUCCUCACACAAUCACAAACAACGUGGGGAGAUGCAAUCCAUAAUAAUACAUUUAAAUGAACAACACGAGUUCAUUUAAAUAAAUCCAUAUAAUAAGUUCAUUUUAU
Messenger RNA from Papilio machaon (common yellow swallowtail), 3459 nucleotides. Its product is annotated as pikachurin. NCBI's taxonomy places the organism in Eukaryota, Metazoa, Arthropoda, Insecta, Lepidoptera, Papilionidae. The coding region runs from base 226 to 3396 and encodes 1056 amino acids. The transcript has 19 exons. The record is from RefSeq and is a predicted model, not a curated record.